Molecule: messenger RNA, 696 nt
Organism: Fonsecaea multimorphosa CBS 102226
Lineage: Eukaryota; Fungi; Ascomycota; Eurotiomycetes; Chaetothyriales; Herpotrichiellaceae
Exons: 2
Coding region: 1-696 (231 amino acids)
Source: RefSeq, a predicted model, not a curated record
AUGGCUUCAAUGGAGACGGAUAUGGCGGUCUCAAAGUUUGAAGAGGAAGACUACGAUCUCCUGUCGGGUAUCGAGCAGUUCGAGCAGUACGAGCCACCCUCAUCGGCAUUGUUAGCACAAACCACAUUCUUUUCAGUAUCCAUCAAGCUCGAUCCGGCCCUGUUCAUCGACCUUAGCGCCGUCCAAGAGCACCUCGAUCGCGUUUGCGUUCUCGCCGACCUCGUCCGCGCCGCGCAUACGACCGUUGACCAACACGAAGCCCGUAUCCAGCAUGAAUUGACUGAGCUCUGGGAUAACAACCAAGACAUCCGCAAGCGAGGCCUUCGAGGCGGCACGGCGCGCAAGCAACGAAGAGCCAUCGGCAACUACAUCCCCAUCGCCACCGUGGAGCGCGAACUCUCGAAGCGCCGAGUCGAGGUGGAAAGGAUCGACUACCUGGGCCGCAACCGGGUCGCGGGAUUGCGCGCGUUGAGGAUCAUGUUUGAAGAAGCGUUCUGUUUCCUCCGGGACCAGCAGCACCAAUGUGAGGAUAUCCUUCGGUGUGGAGAAAUUUUAAUGUACGGUGUCACCACGCCAUUGGUGCUCGACCACCUGGGGGCCGUGGACGAGGUUUUCACAGCAGAGAAUCUUGACAAGAUUGACGACAUUGCCGAGAUGUUGGACAAUUUCGAUGAAGAGUACGACACAUCCUUGUAG